CCUGCCAGCGCCUCCCCCUCCCUCUUCGCCUGCAGGUUCGCUCACACCAUGACACCCUCCAUCAGCGCUGUUGCUCGGAUCGCCUCCCUCGCCUCGGACGCAGUCAUCAACUCUGCCUCAGUCCCGCCUUCCGUCUCACCCUUCGCCCCCGCCCUCUCCUCCACCGCCGUCCACCACAUUCCCUUCGGCGCGGACCCCGGCGCAGCACUCCUCCAGCAGCAUGCCCACAACACCAGCAACGGUGCAAAGUCCGGGCUGGUCUCCUUCACCACUGUCUCCCAUAGGCGUGUGUUGCAUCCCCUCAUCCCCCACCUGGCCGAGCUCUCGGCAACGGCCACCGUCCUCCAUGUCGCCAUCCCGGCUGGCGACGACCUCUCCGACGUCCUCGUCCUCAGGGCGUCCGUGCCGUUCUGCAUCUACUCCCGCACCGCCCAGCACGCGCACGACCACGCACUCCUCGCCAGUCGGUUAGCACGGACCGAAGCAAAGGCCGUGCUGCACAUCUUCUACGUCGGCACAGAGUCGGACGAGCUCAGCGAGCUCACUGCCGACCAGGUCGAGUCGUAUCUCUCUGCCCCGCCGCUCUCUGCCAACGGGCAUGCGAACGGCCACGCAAAUGGCCACGCAAACGGCGACGUCAAGUCUGAUGGCAAGGACGACUCUGCUCAGUUGCUGAGGGCCUUCCAUGCUGCCUCUGCAACUGCCGUGUCCCUUCUGCGCCGGCCUCUCCGCGCGCUGACCACUCGCGGCGCUGAGGAGCCCCACACCGUCCUGGUUACUCUCGCUCCCCUCCCAACAACUCUGGACCUGGACGGUGUCUCAUUCGUAGAUGUCAACCUGCUCAAGCCGCUUGCCCCCGCAAACCUCGCGCACGCAAUCCCCUCGUCAGCAGUACGCGUCCUCGUCUGCGAGCACGUCCGCCGGUGGAACGUCAAGUGGACGCCGCUGUUCCUCGAGGUCGUGAGCGCGCUGCAGGGCGAGGAGUCGCCGGAGCGGGAGACGCGGCCGGCCGUGCAGAGCGUGCUCGUGCGCGACGCGACGCAGCUCACGCCAUCUGACGUCGACCAGCUUCUCCAGCAGCCCGCGGACGCCCCGGCCCGGCUGACGCUCGGCCCCUCCGCGUCCUCGUCCGCGCAGACCGCGCCGCCGCACGUCCCCAAGCACGAGGCGUCGUACACGAAGCUGCUCGACACCCUCUUCGGCGCCCGCCUCGACGUCGCAAACGACCCCGCGCGCGUCGCCCAGCUCGGCGCGGUCGCGACGACCCCCGAGUUCACCCUCGGACGCGUGCGGGGCGAGCUCGAGGCGCUCGCGAAGCUCGAGGAGGACGUGAAGCAGGCCAUGCGCCAGCCCGACCUCCCCGGCGACCUCCACCAGCUCCUCGGCGCGUGGCUCCAGGCUGCGAAGGGCAGCAGCGCGCCCGCCACCGACGACGCCGCCGCCCGCCUCGCUCAGGCGCUCGAGGAGCACGCACCCGCCCUCAAGAGCGCAGCUGCCCGCCGUGUCUACGCCGCACGCUCGUUGCUGUCCUCCGACGCGCGCACCAAGUCGCGCUGGAUCAUCGGCAGCGACGCGUGGGCGUACGACCUCGGCGCGUCGGGCCUGCACCACGCCAUCGCGUCCGGGCUCAACGUGAACGUCCUCCUCCUCGACUCGACGCCCUACAGCACGCGCACCGCCGCGUCCCGUCGCAAGCAGGAUGUCGGUCUCUACGCCAUGAACCACGGCGACGUCUACGUGGCCAGUGUCGCGCUCUACUCGUCCUACGCACAGGUCCUCCAGGCGCUGGUCGAGGCGGACCGCCACCCGGGCCCCUCAGUCGUGCUCGCUUACCUGCCAUACACCACCGAGGACUCGCCGGCGCUCGACAUCCUCAAGGAGACGAAGCGCGCCGUCGACGCGGGCUACUGGCCGCUCUACCGCUGGAACCCGUCCAAGGAGGGCGACGCCGCGUUCACGCUCGACAGCGACGCGAUCAAGAACGAGCUCCGCGCGUUCCUCGACAGGCAGAACCACCUCUCGCAGCUCGUCGCCGCCCACCCGCAGCUCCCCGCCGAGCUCGUCGGCUCCCUCGGCGAGCAGCUGCGCGCCGCCCGCAAGGCGCGCGCGCAGAAGGCGUACGCCGAGCUCCUCACCGCGAUCGACGCGCCCCCGCUCGCCGUCCUCUACGCCAGCGACGGCGGCAGGGCGGAGAAGCUCGCGAAGCGGCUCGCCGCGCGCGCGAAGAUCCGCGGCCUCGUCGCGAGCGUCGCGCCGAUGGACGCCGUCUCCCUCGAGGACCUCGCGCAGGAGCAGUACGUCGCCUUCGUCACCUCCGUCGCGGGCCAGGGCGAGUUCCCCCAGAACGGCCGCGCCCUCGUCAAGGCGCUCAACGCCGCCGCGGCCCGCGGCGAGACGCCCCUGUCCGACGUGAAGGUCGGCGUGUUUGGGCUGGGCGACAGCCACUACUGGCCGCGCCCCGAGGACGCGCACUACUACAACAAGGCGGGCAGGGACCUCGAUGCGCGCCUGGAGUCGCUCGGCGCGCAGCGCGUCGUGGCGCUUGGACUGGGAGACGACCAGGACGCGGACGGCCCCGAGACUGGGUACAAGGCCUGGGAGCCCCUCGUGUGGAAGGCACUCGGCGUCGACGCUGUGGAGGUGCAGGAGGCAGAGCCGGAGCCGAUCACCAACGAGCAUAUCAAGGUCGCGUCGCAGUACCUCCGGGGCACCAUCGCGGAAGGUCUGGUUGAUACAACGACCGGUGCGCUCGCGCCCAGCGACACGCAGCUGACCAAGUUCCACGGGAUCUACCAGCAGGACGACCGCGACAUCCGCGACGAACGCGUCGCGCAGGGCGUCGAGCCCGCGUACAGCUUCAUGAUCCGUGUCCGGAUGCCCGGCGGUGUGUGCCGCCCGGACCAGUGGCUCCAGAUGGACCAGAUCGCGGACGAGCACGGGUGCGGGACGUACAAGAUCACGACGCGCCAGACGUUCCAGUUCCACGGCGUGAUCAAGCGCCACUUGAAGUCGGCGAUCCAGGACAUCAACAGGGUGCUGUUGGAUACGCUCGCUGCGUGCGGCGACGUUAACAGGAAUGUGCUCGUCUCGGCCAUCCCGUCGUUGUCGAAGCUGCACCACCAGGCCUUCGAGUUCGCCAAGCGCGUCAGCGAACACCUCCUUCCUCGCACGACCGCGUACCACGAGAUUUGGUUGGACAAGAAGCUGGUUGCCGGCGACGCCCUGAAGGACGCGGAGCCCCUCUACGGCGAGUUCUACCUGCCGCGUAAAUUCAAGGUAGCAGUGGCAGUCCCGCCGACGAAUGAUGUCGACCUCUUCGCCAACGACGUCGGCUUCAUUGCUAUCGUCGGUAAGGAUGGCAACCUGGUCGGCUUCAACGUCACUGCCGGAGGUGGGAUGGGUGUUACGCACGGUAACAAGAAGACAUACCCGCGUUUGGGCAGCGUCCUUGGUUUCUGCACGGUUGAGCAGGGAGUCGAAGUCGCAGAGAAGAUUAUGCUUGUGCAAAGGGACAACGGGAACCGUGAGGACCGGAAGAACGCACGGCUCAAGUACACCAUCGACCGCAUGGGCCUCGAGAACUUCAAGGCCGAGGUCGAGCGCCUUCUCGGGUACCAUCUCGCCCCCGCCCAACCGUUCACGUUCGACCGCAACGUCGACGACUACGGCUGGCACACGGGCGAGGACGGCAAGCACCACUUCACGUGCUUCAUCGAGAACGGCCGCAUCCAGGACGAGCCGGGCAAGGACUUCAAGACUUGCCUCCGUGAGAUCGCAAAGAUCCAUAAGGGCACGUUCCGCAUGACUGCGAACCAGCACGUCAUCAUUGCGGACAUCGCGACGGAGGAUCUGCCCCAGAUCAAGGCGCUGUUGGCGCAAUACAAGCUGGACACCCUCUCACACACGGGUUUGAGGUUGUCUUCGUCUGCGUGUGUUGCGUUCCCGACGUGCGGCCUUGCGAUGGCAGAGUCCGAACGGUACCUCCCCAUUCUCAUCGACAAGGUCGAGAAGAUCUGCGAGGAGAACGGCCUGCGCAAUGACUCUAUCGUCAUGCGUAUGACUGGAUGCCCUAACGGUUGCGCACGACCGUAUAUCGCAGAAAUCGCAUUCGUCGGCAAGGCACCUGGCACGUAUUCGAUGUUGCUCGGCGGCGGAUACCAUGGCCAGCGUCUCAACAAGAUCUACCGAGAAACCGUCACCGAGCCUGAGAUCCUUGCCAUUCUCACACCGAUGAUCAAGCAAUACGCCCUCGAGCGCCAGGAAGGAGAACACUUUGGCGACUUCGUCAUCAGGGCUGGCUACAUCGCACCAACGACCGAGGGUAGGGCCUGGUACGACCGCAUGGGCGGCGAAGGCCAGCAUCGGGAGGGCGCGACAGCCGCAUAAAAGAAUCAUGCAUUCAACGAUUUACCUUACAGUAGAGCGAUCGCGCACAAUCUAGCAGCAGUUAUGUGUAUCCAUAUUCGUACCAUUCACAGUAGGUGUUGUCGGGUUCUAGAGUCUUCACGUACAAGCAAUGUAUUCAUACCAAUAAUGCCAUUGUUACUCGGAUAUCUACUCCAC
This is a messenger RNA of Rhodofomes roseus, 4563 nucleotides long. Its product is annotated as sulfite reductase subunit beta. The record is from RefSeq and is a predicted model, not a curated record. Gene Ontology annotation, molecular function: sulfite reductase (NADPH) activity; sulfite reductase (ferredoxin) activity; heme binding. NCBI's taxonomy places the organism in Eukaryota, Fungi, Basidiomycota, Agaricomycetes, Polyporales, Fomitopsidaceae. Gene Ontology annotation, biological process: amino acid biosynthetic process; sulfate assimilation. Bases 49 to 4386 code for a protein of 1445 amino acids. Gene Ontology annotation, cellular component: sulfite reductase complex (NADPH). The transcript is spliced from 9 exons.